Daphnia magna is the source of this 2628-nucleotide messenger RNA. It is a transcript of the gene Tsf2, whose product is annotated as melanotransferrin. The record is from RefSeq and is a predicted model, not a curated record. Gene Ontology annotation, biological process: iron ion transport. Bases 86 to 2467 code for a protein of 793 amino acids. NCBI's taxonomy places the organism in Eukaryota, Metazoa, Arthropoda, Branchiopoda, Diplostraca, Daphniidae. Gene Ontology annotation, cellular component: recycling endosome; extracellular region; early endosome. The transcript has 10 exons.
CGAAAAUAAAUUGGGCUAGUACUUUAUAUCGCACUUGGCAACCUAGGGAGGGAAUGGAAAAUUUGGUUGUUUGAGAAAAUUUGACAUGGCCAACAACAAAAAAAAGCUGUUAUCCACCUUGUGUUCGAUAUUUCUUAUUCUUGGGUCUAUCGUCAAUGUACAAACCCAAAAAGAUGUAUUAAAAUGGUGUACCACAACUGCUGGCGAGCAAGAAAAAUGUGAAGAAAUGGCACAUUCUGUAGAUCUUCAAUUUGCACAGUUUGGAAAGCUAGGCAUGGUCAUUAAGUGCAUCAGAGCAUUCAACAAAGCAGACUGCAUGCAGUAUUUAGACAAAGGUGAAGCUGAUGUGACUACUUUAGAUCCAGGAAAUGUAUUUGUUGGAGGCCGCUACCAUAGCUUGUUGCCAAUAAUGCAAGAAGUUUACACCAACAAUGAAGCAUUUUAUUUCUCUGUGGCUGUUGUGAAGAAAUUUUCUCUGCCAGAAGUUCAGAGCAUUGCCGAGCUGAGGGGGAAAAAGGGCUGUUUUCCCGGUGUUGGCAUACAUGGAGGCUGGGUGCAACCAAUCUACACUCUGAUGCAACUCAGACAUAUGGAUAUUGUUGAUUGCAAUAACCAUGUAAAAUCAGCCAGUGAGUUUUUUGGCCCUUCUUGUGCUGUUGACUCCCUUUCGGAUAUUUACAAUCCAUUGGGAGACAAUUCGGAUCAUUUGUGUCAACUCUGUGCGAGCAAAGUUCUAGGACAAAGAUGCACUGCACAUGAUCCAUACUCGGGAUAUCAGGGUGCAUUUAAAUGCUUAGUGGAAGCUGGAGAAGUUGCUUUCUUGAAGCACACAACUGUAGUAGAAACUAUUGCAACUGGACAGUUUGGAACUACUAAGAUUGACGAUUUCGAACUUUUGUGCGUUGAUGGCUCACGCCGUUCGGUCCGUGAAUACCGCGAUUGCAACUGGGGUCAAGUUCCUGGCGAUGCAGUGGUUACUACUUCAGCGCGAGGCAUCGACAUGCGUCUCAAAUAUCAAAAGUUUUUAACAAAAUUAUUCGAAAUAUUCGGAUCUCGCACGGCGAACCAAAGGACGGAAAUUCGCAACACUACUACAUUUCGACCUUUCGAUGACUUCUCUAGCCGAGAUCUAAACGGCGUUGAUUCCUUAUCUCAGCCAGUUUCUCCGAGGCAGUUUCAGCUUUUCCAAUCUUCCCCUCGUUAUGGAAUGCUGAACAACCUCAUAUUUCAGGAUGACUGUAUUAGUCUGAAGGCAAUUCCUGCAGAUCAACAGACCUACGCAGGGUAUUUGGGCCGAACUCUGGAUUCCAUUUUAGGGGUUAGACAAUGCCCAGUAAAAGCGAUGACAUUAUGUGUUACCUCGCCGACUGAAUUGACUAAAUGCGUCCGCAUGCGGACAGCAAUGAAAGCGCAGUUACUACAACCUGAAAUGAACUGCUACAGGGCGGAUACGAAUAUUGGCUGCAUGCGGGCGAUUCAAACUGGAGUGGCUGACGUGACUAUGUUUGAUGCUGGCGACAUAUACACAGCGGGACUGAAUUUCGACAUGAUUUCUAUUCUUUCCGAAGUUUAUAAUCUUGGAAAACCUGAGUAUUAUGUAGUUGCUGUGGCAAAGGCAACUGAUCCAGAAACGGAACUCAUUUAUCUUAAAGAUAAAAACACAUGUCAUACAGGUAUUUACCACGCUGCCGGUUGGAUCAUACCGUUGGCUCAUUUGUUGGCCAACGAAAGAAUCCGCAGUUAUGGAUGCGAUUCAGUUCAAUCUGCUGCCUCCUUCUUCACGAAAGCUUGCGUACCUGGCGCUAUGAAUCAAGAAUACCAACCAACAGGGUUAAGCUUCCCUCAUAUGUGUGACUUGUGUCAUGGCACGAGUUUUCGCUUUUGUCGUCGUGAUCACUCUGAGGACUAUUUUGGUAAUACGGGAGCUUUCCGCUGUUUAGUCGAAGGAGGUGGCCAUGUUGCUUUUGUUCGCCAUGCUACUGUACUGGAAAACACUGAUGGCAAAAGCCGCGAAUAUUGGUCAAGAAACCAGUUGUCGCGAGAUUACGAACUUUUGUGCCGUGAUGGUCAGAGAGCCCCGGUUACAGAUUACGCCCGUUGCAAUCUUGGGAAGGUCAAAGCCAAUGCUAUGGUUGCAAGGGGAGGACGUGGCUACAACAAAACGGAAAUUGAUGCGUACAUUAAUGUUUUUAUGUAUGCGCAGCAAUUUUACGGACUCAAAGGGGAUUACUUGGAUUUCGCAUUGUUCACUUCGGAUCCUCCCUACAAUGACGUGAUUUUCCAAGAUGCCACACAAAAGUUGCAAAUUGUGCCUCCAAGUCAACGUCAUUAUCACAAGUACUUGGGUCCGGAGUUUCUUAGAGCCAGACAAUUGGUUGAUUGUCAAGCGGGAGCCGCUUCUUUGAAGUCAAACUUCAUUGUUACAUUAGCAAUUUUUGCAAUUAUUUUCAGCCGUAUUAGGUUAUAGAAUCUACCUCCGUCCUACCCAUUCCAUUUUUUAAAUUGACUUUUUAAUAACUGACAAAAGAGCACACGUGCCUAAUAUUUCCGUCCAUUCUCAUUGCAAUGAAUCUCUUUUAUGAUGUUGUAGACGACGUUGAAUUGGAAUUAUACAUCCAUGCCCAUUUA